UCUCCAGCAGACUGCCGAAAGGGCGCAGCGCGUUCCUGGGCGAGCGGUCGGGACCCGCGCCGAGCUGCGAUUGGAUGCGCCGCGUCAGGCACCCGCCAGAAAUACAAAAGCGCUGGAAAGGGGAGGGGGCCGUUCUUGUUAGUCGAAGGCUUUGGCUUUAUUCUGUCUCCCCGUCUCCUCCCCACUCCAUGCCGGGGUUCUCUCGGCAGCUCGCCUCGGCUCGCACGCGCGGCCGGGAGUUGGCGCAAGCCUCACCUCUGCCACCUCGCGUGGGUCCCCGCCCAGCCUCUCUACCUUCCCCUGCUCCCUCGGCUCCUGCCAUGGGGCCAGUUUGGGGCUCCUAAGAGUUGCAGCCUCUUGGCCACGCGCUCUCCGGCCAAAGUCCCCAGGAGAGUGAUAUGGCUUAGGGUGCAAGAGGGGGCAGCCUAGAACCAAAGGAAAGGGGAGGGGAAGGCCAAUUGUGGAAAAAGAAGCCAAACCAUGAGUUACCAAAAGAAGGACCGGGUGACCACCCUGUGCCAGAAGGCGCUGCACAUCAUCAACGAGCUGUGUUUCGCCGGCCGGGUGGAGAGGGAGAAGUGCUCGGGCAUCAUCUCCUCGGAGAGGAGCAGCCAGGGCGCCGGCAGCACAGAUGUUUCGGUCAGCUUGUUAGCAGUUGUUGUCAGCUUUUGUGGCCUGGCUCUGCUGGUUGUCUCCCUUUUUGUCUUCUGGAAGCUGUGCUGGCCUUGCUGGAAGAGCAAACCCGUGACUUCCAACAUCAGUACUCUCCCCCAGAGCACCAUCAAUGCUCCUACUGAAGUGUUCGAGACUGAAGAGAAAAAGGAGGUCAAAGAAAAUGGAAAGCCAACACUAAAAGCUAUUGAGCCUGCAAUAAAAAUCAGUCACACUUCCCCCGAUAUCCCAGCAGAAGUUCAGACUGCUUUAAAAGAACAUUUAAUUAAACAUGCACGUGUGCAAAGACAGACGACUGAGCCUACGUCUUCUUCCCGCCACAAUUCCUUCAGGAGACACCUGCCAAGGCAAAUGCAGGUUUCCAGCGUUGACUUCAGCAUGGGCACAGAACCCGUCUUACAGAGAGGAGAAACCACCACCAGCAUUGGGAGGAUCAAACCAGAGCUCUACAAACAGAAAUCGGUUGACUCAGAGGGCAACAGGAAGGAAGACGUCAAAAUCUGUGGGAAACUUAACUUUACCCUCCAGUAUGAUUAUGAAAAUGAACUUCUGGUUGUUAAAAUGAUCAAAGCCUUAGACCUCCCUGCUAAAGACUUCACAGGAACCUCUGACCCUUACGUGAAGAUGUAUCUUCUUCCAGAUAGGAAAAAGAAAUUUCAGACCCGUGUGCACAGAAAGACUUUGAACCCCGUGUUUGAUGAAACAUUUCAGUUUCCUGUAGCAUAUGAUCAACUAAGCAACCGAAAACUACAUUUCAGUAUAUAUGACUUCGACAGGUUUUCUAGACAUGACAUGAUUGGAGAAGUGAUUCUGGAGAAUUUGUUUGAUGUCUCUGAUCUCUCCAGGGAAGCCGUGGUGUGGAAAGACAUUCAUUGUGCUACCACAGAAAGUGUAGACCUGGGUGAAAUCAUGUUUUCCCUUUGUUAUUUGCCAACUGCUGGGCGUAUGACAUUGACGGUCAUCAAGUGCAGAAAUCUGAAGGCUAUGGAUAUUACUGGCGCAUCAGAUCCUUAUGUCAAAGUAUCUCUGAUGUGUGAGGGUCGAAGACUAAAAAAGAGGAAAACAACUACAAAGAAAAACACUCUGAACCCUGUGUACAACGAGGCCAUUAUUUUCGACAUCCCCCCGGAGAAUGUGGAGCAGGUCAGCCUCUCCAUCGCAGUCAUGGAUUACGACAGGGUCGGACACAAUGAGGUCAUCGGAGUGUGCAGAACAGGACUGGAUGCUGAGGGUCUUGGAAGAGACCACUGGAAUGAAAUGCUGGCCUAUCACCGGAAACCAAUAACACACUGGCACCCCUUGCAGGAGUUACCUGGCCGGGCAACCAGUUUUGAUAGUCAAGGAUCCUGUUCCUCUCCCAAACCACCUCCCACACCAUAAUGCCUCCAGAAUAAGACCAUUGUAGUAAGGACUCGGGACCAUGUGCUCAUCAGAUCAAAAAAAAAGUAGAAGGUUUGACUUCUGGAUUUAAAAUAUGUCCUGGUAACGAGCAAACUUGAUGUGCAAUUUUGCAUUUACUUUUUUGGACAUCUUGAUACAUUUUCCUUGAAAACAAAUGGUCCUUUACUUCCAUGAGGCGUUUUAUUCUUCUCGUCAUAUACCUAUUAGCACAGAAUGUUUUAUUAAGUUGUAAUUCUUUGCAUAAGCAAGGAAAUACCUUUUUAAAAGAAUCCAUACUUAUCUAAAAUUUAGUAUAGUUUAUGCUGCCAUUGUAUAAACUAGCAUAUGACACAUAUGUGUGGUUUUGGUUUUGUUACAACUAUGUUCAUUUCCGUUAUGCACAUGUUUCUACGUAAACCUUAAGGAAAUUUUGAAUUUAAUUUGCACAGCACUAAAUCUUUUUGCAAUGAAAUUAACGUUACUUUUCUGAUAAUAUGUUCUUUCAUUCUCAGCAAACUGUUUUCUUGAUGAGGUUUGGCUCUGCUAAACUCAAAACUUUGUCUCUUGAGCCUGUUGCUUAAAACAUAGAGAUAAAGCUAUAAUUCAAAGAACCAUUUUGAAUAUAAAUUUAAGAAGUAAUGUUAAUAGCUGGAAAAUGGAAGUUGAGCCAUUUGGGCUACCAUUUUAUACUGUCUUAAUGUUAACAUUAGUUCACGCAUCUGUUGCACUGUUUAACUGAUGUUUUUAAAAUUCUAGUAAUCUUAAUCUCAAAUGUAGCAUUAGUAUUCCUAGAUGAAUAGAAUUAGAAGUCGUUCACUUUUUGUGUUUGUAAGGUUUUCAAGUACGUGACGUGUAUUUUGUGACACGAAGCUGUCACGUGGUCCCGUGUUUCCAACAGACUUCACUAGCAGACACCCGAGGCACAGCGAACAUCUGAGCUCUUCGUAGUUCAGGUUGUGCAUGGUGACGACGACUGUCCAACCCAGUCACAACCUAGUUGUUAACACUGGGUAUUUUCUUCGAGUAUGGAUGACUUGUUUUUCAGCAAAAUAUAGAAACAUACCAUAAAUAACAUAAUCUCAACAUUUAAUAAAAACUAACCAAUAAUUCUGAAGGCCCAGACCCACAGUCCUUUCAUGAGAGGCAUUUGCCUUACAUGAGGAUCAAGGGACAGGCUGCUGAUGGGAAAAACUAUGCAAAAGUUUUUAUGAGACAGACCUUUCUUUUGAAUCGAGUUGACUUUCUAUUGCAUUGUUUCUGGGCCCUAUUAGAAAGUAUCCAUGUUGAAUAACCCCAACCUUACUUUUGAGAUUUGUACUGUGCAUAGUGCGUAUUUCAAGUUUAUGCCAACAUAAGAGGUUAAAAGAACAAAACAAAAAGGCAAGAAAAUCUGUACUUACAAUAUGAAAACACCAUCACUAUGAGAAAUUGUUAUCAGCAAAUAUAAAAAUUUUAUGUUAGUAAAAUCCCACAUUUCUAAAUAUUAAAAUAUAAAAAGUUUUCAAAGCCUUGAAAUUUUGUUUAUUGGCAUCUCUCAUAAUGAUGGUGUUACAGCUCAUUAAUAUGCAAUUUACACCUUUAACAUUAUAAAGGGAAAAACAAUUCCUUAAAAUUGUUCAAAUGCCUGUUACCACCCUAAUAAAAACUAGCUAAACUUUCUAAUUAAAAAUAAUAAAAGGUAGCCAGGUUCAAAAAUACCUGGGUACCUUAAGCAGCCUAAAAGAACCAUUGCUGUAGACAGAAUCACUGAAUAUAAUGCUUCCAUUUUGGAAUAUUAUCUUUUUUUUACUAGAAAAUAACAAUUGUCAAAUGGGAGAACAAAGUUAUACUUUUAAUAAAAUGACAUUUUUGCAGGCAGUUGUUUUGACGGUAGAUACAGCUGCAGCUUACAAUUAAUUAGUAAAUAUGUGCUUAUUUCCUGAGUGUGUGUAAUGACUAUUUUCAUCUGUAAACAUAUUUGCAGGACUUUAUAUUUAUACCUAAAGCUCAUGUUUUUCUUCGUAUAGUACAGAGAAAAAGCCAAUGUUUGUGAUGAAAAAAAUGCAAACAGCCAACCAGGAGACUUUAAUAUGGGGAUUGUAGAUUAAAAUAAGUUUUUAAGGUUUUUUUAAAAAAUGUUUCCUGGGCAUUAUAAUAAAUUUAGCAUGCCAGAGUAUUUGCUAAUCCUGCGAGAGCGACUAAGGAGAGAAACGUCACCUCACCACAAGUCAUCUUUUCGUGCAGUCCAUGAGAGGUUCACACUCAUUGAUAAAGCAUGAUCAUUGAAAAUGCUAGUUCCUAUUAUAAAAUGCAAUUCUGCCACUUUUCAAUACAACACAUCCUCGGUCUGCACAGCCACACAUUCAUGCAAACAUAACUCGCCCUCUCUCUACCAGUGAUUGAAGAUGGAAUGUGUGUAAUUUCCAUAUUUAAAAUAAGUUUUGAUAUUACAGAUUUCCUCCACUAAUUUGUGGGGGACAGCACAUUUUAAUGACAGCUCUGACACAGUAUGAAGUUGCAGCUUAGAUAUACAAUGAAUACCUAAUUUCAGGGAUUUAUUCAGGGACUCGCCAAACGUAGGUCUAGGAACAAGGAGCCAAUGUUGAUCCAUUAACAUCACAACAUCGAUGUUCUUUUCCGGUUAUGUAUGAAUGUACGAAUGAAUGGAUGUGUGUAUGUAUUCUACCUGAUUCACUAAGUAAUCAGGAGAAUGAGGAAAUUGAAUACGAAAGAAGCAUUAGUGUUUGUGGAGCACUAAUCUCACAAAAGUCUGAACAACUGAUACUUCAUUUUUUACACUGGUUUCUUAAAAUUAUUUUUCUUGACAAUUUAAAAUUGUUUAUUUUGGGAGCAUCAGGCCAGCCCUGCUUCUGCUACUUUAUUAACAUGUAAAACUCAUGAUAUUCAUAUAUUCACUGUUAAGUAAAAAUUUCAUGAGGACAUUGCCGGGGAACAAGACACAGGAAGGAGAAGCCAAGCACCCACUUUCUUAUGCAGCUUUGGGGAGUGUGUGCCUGUUCUAGUUACUGCAGGGAGAUCACAAACUGAUCAAUACUGACUCAGGUUUUAGAAAAAAGCAAAUAUAUUUGAACUUACUUGGUUGUGAUAUUUAAUUGACAUUUUCACCUGUGUUUAUUCUCCUGUAAUGUUGAUUAUUUAAAAAUUUUGUACACUUGGUAAAGAACUAUCAAUGUCGUAAGGCUUUCAUUUGAUGAUUAACUGUUUCAAAAAUGAAAAAGCCAAGUUUCCACUCCUUUAUCAACUUUUACUGCCCGUAAAAUGAAACACAAGUUAUUUCAGAGUGAGUUACCGAAGAGCCAAAGACUUUUACAAAUAAAGGGACACAAAAUCUUAAUAUUGAACACAUGAUCAUUUCUUUACUUCUUUAAAAAGAGUACUUGAUAUUAUCUCAGAAUGAAUAUUUUUUAUAGAAUGGAGCCCCAUCUGAAAUUUUUUAGCUACCUUAGUUGUGAUUUGACCACUUGAUAAGGAUUUAAGAAAGCCAUUCGACCUCGACUGAAUCUGAGUGAAAAUGUGGAGAUCUGUUUUCUUCACAACGUGUUCUUGAAGCAAUUCUGGUUGUCCCAAGGUACUUUAGUUGACCUAAACUUUUAUAUUUUUUAAGCUAAGGAUUUAUUGCUGCCAAUAAGGAAUGAUACAAAAGCAUGGACUAUAAAAUAAUUUAGAGUAACAAUCUACAUAAGUAAAUGAUAAACAGAUAUGUUAAAGCAUAUGGAAAUAAACAUUUGAAUGUAAAACCAAAACUUUUUAUUUUAACUUUUAGUGAAAAGUGAAUCCUCUAAUACCGUUUGAAACAAACCCCAUGACACAGUAUUUUAACAGUUACUCAGUGAUAUGGCUCAGGAUAUGAUUCAUCUGAACCUACUAUGGUCCAUUAUGUAAAAGAAAAUAAUGAGUUUGUAUUUUACAUGUGAAACAGCACUAAUUAAACCAGAUGCUGUUUCUAAUACUUUAUUCAGUGAUACUCCUCAAAGUAAGAACCUUCUGCUUCAUUAAAAGACUUUUCAUACAUUUACUCAAUCUUAUAUUUAGAGUGAAUGGCAACUUAAAAGAUGCAUUGGUAAUACUUGUCUUCUGCCAUUAACAGUUUACCAAGAUAUGUAUAUUUGAACAGUGACAUUUAACUAAUAUUCAGUUCAAGUGUUUUCUCAUGAAAGUAAAAACUGUUUUUAUUUUUGCCCUUUUCAUCAUGAAGAUAGGUAACCAGGGUUGAACUUGCUGAGAUGACAAUAUCAUGCUGUAGAAACUUAAAAAAAGAAAUCACUGAAGUUUGAGAUGGGAUUUAAGGAUUUAUUGAAUGCCAACAUUUUGAAUACUAGAAAUGAUGACUGAAAAAAAGUAGAAGAUAUUUAAAAUAAAAGAUAGGCAUCUUCGUGCCUGAAAUAAUUUAAAUAUACUCCUACAAGGAGAAAUUGAUUAGAAUAAUCCUAUAUUUAUCUAUACUGACACUGAAGUGACUCUUGCUACUGAUAGAUCUAGAGAUGCAGAUAUUUAUGCAGAAACAGUUUCAUCUCAAACUGACAAUCACUUCUAAGCUCACCUGGAUCAUGAGUACCCUCUCCAAAGAGCAAACAUGCCUGACCUUGUCAUAAAAGGUAAAAAUAGACCAUUUUCUUUAGAAAUUUUGUUGUGAAUUGCAUCUGCUAUGCACAGAAUCCCUAUUUAUUGUAUAGAAUGGUGGAUUUCAAUUAUUCAAUUUCAUCUUUUUGUUUCCUCAAAAAUAAUUUUUUGGAAAACAAUGCAUGUUGCAGGCAUGAGUCAAAACUGUUACAAGAAAUAAGUCUCAGUGUUGGAAAGUUAAUGCAUUGGAUUUUUGUCUUUGUUUGGUCUUUCAAAAAAUAUUUCCCCAUCUGAACAUCAAUACAUGAAAUUAUGUUUACCAUGAUUUUGCUAUAGAAUAAAGUUUGUGAACCAAAAAAAGAGGAAAACUACUAUAUCCCUAAGGCUAUGU
Molecule: messenger RNA, 7003 nt
Organism: Phyllostomus discolor (pale spear-nosed bat)
Lineage: Eukaryota; Metazoa; Chordata; Mammalia; Chiroptera; Phyllostomidae
Gene: SYT10
Product: synaptotagmin 10
Exons: 7
Coding region: 481-2052 (523 amino acids)
Biological process (GO): regulation of dopamine secretion; regulation of calcium ion-dependent exocytosis; cellular response to calcium ion
Cellular component (GO): membrane
Molecular function (GO): calcium ion binding; syntaxin binding; phosphatidylserine binding
Source: RefSeq, a predicted model, not a curated record